Messenger RNA from Echinostoma caproni, 636 nucleotides. Lineage: Eukaryota; Metazoa; Platyhelminthes; Trematoda; Plagiorchiida; Echinostomatidae. The record is from the annotation of a GenBank genome assembly.
AUGGUGGAACGUUUUUUUGCGUCUUCCGCAGUUCAGAACUGGACUCCAUUUCAUAGCAUUGCCGAAGAACUGACAAUUUCUCUCCAUAUGCCGUCAUCUCAUCGAUCGAGUGCGGGAACCACGGCCCAGUUGGAUUUCAGUUUUCUGCCAACCCAUUUCGACACCCCGGAUAGUACUGGUUGGGCCGGUUGUACGGCUCAAGAAGCCGGUCAACCGGAAGCCAUACGGAUAAAUUUGAAUGAGGUUCUCGGGCAUGGAGCGAAUGGAACAAUGGUUUUUGCUGGCAAGUUCGGAGCGCAUCAGACUGCCGUGAAGCGUAUCGUGCGUCAACCUCAGUUGGAGAAACACUGGCGUCGGGAACACGCCAUUUUGCUUCGGCAUCAUCAUCCCCAUUUGGUUCGAUGCUACUGGACGGGCAGCACAGCCAAUUUUCANCCCCAGCGUAGUUUGGACAUGUGGGGACUGACACCGUGUGGUGUGAUUCACCAAGUGAUGCAAGCGGUGGUCUGUUUGCAUCAGAAUCACAUCGUCGGACUUGUUGAUUUUCAAUCAAAUGAUACAACCUACAACGUGUCUAGCCCAGUGGUUGAUGAUCUCGAUCAGGUGUUACUAAAGUAUCACAAAUUAUCCAAAUAA